Molecule: messenger RNA, 829 nt
Organism: Labeo rohita (rohu)
Lineage: Eukaryota; Metazoa; Chordata; Actinopteri; Cypriniformes; Cyprinidae
Exons: 3
Coding region: 1-702 (233 amino acids)
Source: RefSeq, a predicted model, not a curated record
AUGGGUGAAGAGAAGAUAGAUCCAGUGACCGAGGGAGGUUCUGUCACUCUACACACUAAUGUUAGUAAACUACAUAAAUAUGUGAUACAGUGGUGGUAUGAAGAUGAAGAUAAAGACGAAAAGAAUCUCAUUGCUAAAGUUGAUAAAGUGAAGAAUGAGAAACAUGUAUAUGUUGGUGCUGAUGGAAGAUUCAGAAGCAAACUGGUGGUGGAUGGUGAAACUGGAAAUCUCAAAAUCACAGAUAUCAGGACUAUUCACACUGGACUCUAUAAACUGAAGAUCAUCAGCAGCAAAAGAACCAAAUACAAGACAAUUUUUGUUCCAGUGAAUGUGAAGACAGAGUCAACGAAUCUGGGAAGUUCUGUCACUCUCCGGAAUUAUGCUAAAAUACAGGAAGAUGAUUUAAUGCUGUGGACGUUUGGAGCUGAAAAGAGUCUCAUUGCUAAAAUUGAUUCGAGGACAAAUAGAACUGAUGAGAAAUUCAGUAACAGACUGCACAUGGAUGAGGAGACUGGAUCUCUGACCAUUAGAAACAUCACAGAGGGAGACGUUGGACAGUAUAAACUACAAAUUAUCAACAGCAAACAGACAACAAUCAAGAGAUUCAAUGUGAUUGUCACCAAUUCCACUGGAAACAUAGAGAAUGAAUCCUCUCCAUCUGAGCCUUUGUUGGGAAAGCUGGAGGAAAUGAGUAGAGUUUGAUGAGAUAAAACUGAUAUAUCAACAACAUUUAAGUGCAAAAACAUAUUUCUGCUUUUAUUUUAUAUAUCUGGAUUUUUUAAGACUGUGAGAACCCUUUUUUUUUUCUUCUUAAAUUAAAACUUUUUUU